AUGCUUACUCACACAAAUGAAAGGCCCUACGUUUGUACAAAGUGUCCACAAGCCUUCAGAUGUAGAUUUUCUCUCAUGAGACAUGAGGUAAUCCACACCGGUGAAAAAUCUCUCAGCUGCUCAGUAUGUCAGAAGAGAUUUGCCGACCCCAGUUCUUUCAGAAGACACAAACUCAUACAUACGGGCGAGAAACCUUAUGGCUGCUCCAUCUGUCAAAAACAUUUUACUCGAUCCAGUGAUCUCAAGAAUCACAAACUCAUCCAUACGGGCGAGAAACCUUUCAGCUGCUCAGUGUGUCAAAGAAGGUUUUCUGACUCCAGUAAUUUUAUUAAGCACAAGCGAACUCACACGGUUGAUAACUCAAGUUACCAUACGUGUUCGAAAAAUUCCGAUACUAGACCAAAUCUCAUGAAUGACCAGCCAACCCACGCGAGUAAAGAGUCCAAUGGUUCACCAUCUUCGAAGAGUUUCAAUCAAAACGUCACCAACCCAACAAAUCAUUCAGUAGUCUGGGAGAGCGAGGAAAAACCAUUUGAGUGCUUCAUGUGUAAAAAGAGCUUUGUAAGGAAAUACCAGUGGGAAAUUCACUCAAAUAAUUGCGAAUAG
This is a messenger RNA of Copidosoma floridanum, 606 nucleotides long. Its product is annotated as gastrula zinc finger protein XlCGF71.1-like. The record is from RefSeq and is a predicted model, not a curated record. Lineage: Eukaryota; Metazoa; Arthropoda; Insecta; Hymenoptera; Encyrtidae.